AUGCAGGCAGGCGCCGGAAUGACUGACUAUUACGACACCCUGGGGGUUUCACGCAACGCCGACGAAAAGGACAUCCGGCAGGCGUAUCGCCGGCUGGCGCGUCAGCACCAUCCGGACGUGAACCCGGGCGAUGAAAGCGCGGCCGAGCGGUUCAAGAGCAUCAACGCCGCCUACGAGGUUCUAUCGGACGCGGACAAGCGGACCAAGUACGACCGCUAUGGCGACCGCUGGGAGCAGGCCGAGCAUUUCGAGCAGCAACGCGGCGCCGGACCUUCCCAAUUCUUCCGAGGAGGCAAUUUCGGCGGAGGCAGCGGCGGGUUCAACUUCAGAGCCGGCGGCGCAACCCUGUCGGAUCUGUUGGGAGGCAUGGGCGGGUUCGCCUCUGAAAUGGGGGGCAAUGCCGGCGACCGGAACCGGUCGCGGCCGGCAGACGUGAAAGUGGAAAUCACGCUGGAGGAGGCCGACCGGGGGACGACGCGGCUGGUGAGCCUGCCCGACGGGCGUCGGCUGGAAGUCAGGAUACCCGCCGGGAUCGUCGACGGCGGACGGGUGCACAUCGCGGCGGGCAGCAACGCCGGCGGGGAGUUCAACCUGCUGGUGUCGGUGACGCCGCACGGGCGGUUCGAGCGCCAGGGCGACGACCUGCACACCACCGUGGACGUGCCGCUGGUCGACGCGGUACUGGGCGGGAUGGCGACGGUGAUAACACUGCGCGGGCAGAUCGAGCUGACGCUGCCGCCGGAAACGCAGAACGGGCGCCGCUUCCGCCUGGCCGGCCAGGGCAUGGCCCGGCUGAACGACCCGGAGAAGCGGGGCAACCUGUUCGCGGUGGUGAACGUGUCACUGCCGACCGACCUCACGGACGAGCAGCGGGGCCUUUUCGAGCAGCUGCGCGAAGCGGGACCGGGAGCAGAGCAAUGA
Messenger RNA from Geodia barretti, 921 nucleotides. NCBI's taxonomy places the organism in Eukaryota, Metazoa, Porifera, Demospongiae, Tetractinellida, Geodiidae. The record is from the annotation of a GenBank genome assembly.